CCGGCGGAGAGGCGGAGCCCGCGGGAGCUUCCCGGAGCUUUCCUCGGACGCCGCGGGAGGGAGGAAGAACCUGCCGGGCUGCAGCGGCGUCACCCUCCUCUGUCUCCUCCUCCAUCUCCAUCCAUUCUGGCUCCAUCCACGCCGCCGCCGUGGGGCAUCGCUGCCCGGCUGACAGGGCGAUGAUGAGUCCCGGUUCCCCACCCAGGCGGCUGCUGUUCUACCCCCCGCACGGGAUAUAAGGAGAAGGAUCCACUCGGAGGAAGCUGCUUUCCCCCACCUUGGCCGCCGCCGCAGAGGAAGCUUGAACAAAAAGAGAUGUUUACUGCGCUGUCCCGACAAUCCUGUGAACAUACAGGUUCCCGAGUACUGUACAAAAUGUCAACCAUAGUCACUUUUGUCUUUCUGCUUUUAAGCAUAGCAAUUAUUGUUGCUAUUACUCUGGUCCAAGUGAAUCGGAAAGAGGUCCUUUCACCAGGGCUGAAGUAUGGAAUAGUGCUUGAUGCAGGAUCAUCUCGGACCACUGCCUAUGUAUAUGAAUGGCCAGCAGAGAAAGAAAACAACACGGGGGUCGUGAGCCAGACCUUCAAGUGCAAUGUGAAAGGUCCUGGGAUAUCCAGCUAUGCGAGCAACCCUCAAGAAAUUGCAAACCCCAUUAAUGACUGCAUGAAUAAAGUGAAAGAGAAAAUUCCUUUGCACUUACAUAGGACCACACCUGUCUACCUGGGAGCCACAGCCGGCAUGAGACUUCUGAGGUUGCAAAAUGAAUCAGCGGCCCACGAAGUCCUUCGGAGCAUUCAAAACUACUUUGCAUCCCUGCCCUUUGAAUUUAGGGGCACUCAAAUCAUAACAGGGCAAGAGGAAGGUGUGUACGGAUGGAUAACAGCCAACUAUUUGAUGGGCAAUUUCUUGGAGAGAAACCUUUGGAGGGCCUGGGUCCAUCCCCACGGAGCAGAGACCACAGGUGCCCUCGAUUUAGGAGGGGCCUCCACCCAAAUAUCGUUCAUCCCUGAUGAGACCGGCGACACGACCAACAGCACGCUGCCAGUGCAGCUGUACGGCUAUGAGUACAGCGUCUACACGCACAGCUUCCAGUGUUACGGGAGGGAUGAAGCAGAGAAAAAACUGCUGGCAUUGAUACUACAGAAUUCAGGUGAUAAAUCCAGGAUCUAUAAUCCAUGCUAUCCUCGGAAUUAUAAAACUGUUUUAACCAUGAAAUACUUGUACGGCAGCCUCUGCACGGCAUUUCUAAGGCCGGAGAACUACAACCCAGACCAGCUUGUAAAUGUCACUGGAAGUGGAGAUCCAGCUCUCUGCAGGGAAGCUGUAUCCAAGUUAUUUGAUUUUGCAAGUUGCAGGGAGAAGGAAGACUGUUCGUUUAAUGGAGUCUAUCAGCCAAAGGUUAAAGGGAACUUUGUGGCCUUUUCUGGAUUUUACUACACAGUCAAUGCUCUGAAUUUAACUGGAGAAUUUUCACUGGCUGAUUUUAAUUCAAGCAUGUGGACAUUAUGUUCAGAGAAUUGGAAUCAGCUUCCGUACAUGAUACCUAAAUUUGAUGAAAUCUACGCAAAAUCUUACUGCUUUUCAGCUAACUACAUCUAUUACCUGCUUAUACAUGGGUAUAAGUUCAGUGCAAAGACGUGGCCACAGAUUCGCUUUCAGAAGGAAGUCGAUAACAGCAGCAUAGCCUGGUCGCUAGGCUACAUGCUCAGUCUCACCAACAUGAUUCCAGCAGAGAGCAAUAGGAUCUUGUCCCCCAUGAGCCCCUCCCUGUUUGCUGGGCUGCUUCUCUUUUUCACAGCCGUGGCGUUGCUCUGCCUCAUCUUCCUCGUGUACUCGUGUGUGGUGUCGCGCAUGCGAAAGAACGCCUGCCAUGUCGACCACGUGUUUCCUGUAGAAUAAAUACGCUCAUAACGGAGAGAACAGAA
Lacerta agilis (Sand lizard) is the source of this 1925-nucleotide messenger RNA. RefSeq names its product ectonucleoside triphosphate diphosphohydrolase 3 (gene ENTPD3). Gene Ontology annotation, molecular function: UDP phosphatase activity; GDP phosphatase activity. Bases 316 to 1899 code for a protein of 527 amino acids. NCBI's taxonomy places the organism in Eukaryota, Metazoa, Chordata, Lepidosauria, Squamata, Lacertidae. The transcript is spliced from 11 exons. Gene Ontology annotation, biological process: nucleoside diphosphate catabolic process. Gene Ontology annotation, cellular component: plasma membrane. The record is from RefSeq and is a predicted model, not a curated record.